Rattus norvegicus (Norway rat) is the source of this 4615-nucleotide messenger RNA. Lineage: Eukaryota; Metazoa; Chordata; Mammalia; Rodentia; Muridae. The record is from RefSeq and is a predicted model, not a curated record.
ACCAACACAUAAUUAAAAAUAGACUGAGUAUGGUGGCCCAGACCUUUCAUCCCAGUGCUUAGGAGAAAGAGUCCUUCAUGAGUUCAAAGCCAGCCUGGUCUGCAUAGUGAAUUCCAGGCCAGCCAGAGCUAUGUAAUGAGACCCUGUUUCAAACUAAAAUUCAGUGGAAUAAAUGGGUUGUGCAUGUGACUGUCUAAGGUGGCAAAGAUGACAGCUUCCAUAAGAAAUAGUCACUUCUUAUUUUCAGCCACGAUAAACAAAAUGCCUUAAACUACUAGCUCCCAGCUUUUUCUACCAGUCUGUCUUUUUACUGAGGCUUUCCAAGAAUUGUGAUGGAUGCAUUAGUUAUUUUUCUCAUUGCUGUUGACAAGAUACCUGACACGAAGCAGUUUCAGGGACAAAAUGUUCUUUUUGGAUUACAGUCGAGGGGCUUACACUUCAUUAGGUUGGGAAAGGCGUAGCGGAAUGAGGGAAGGCAGCUGGUCACACUGCAUCCACAAUCAGGAAGCAAAUGAUGAGCGGACUGGGUUACAAAAGUCCAAGCCCAGGCCCAACGAACUACGUCUUCCAUCAAUGCUCUACCUCCUGAAGAUUCAGCAACCUUCCUGAACCAUGCCACUAAUCGGUAGGGACCAAGUGUUCAAACAUAUUUGCCUGAAGGACACAGGUCGGAUUCAGACUAUAACAAUGGAUAUUCAGGAAUGUAUAGGUGUGUCAGGUUUGGUCCUCAAGAUAACUCAUGAGGUAGUCACAUGUACUGUGAAUAAAGAUGUAUCUUAAAUAUGAAUGACCAGAGAACUUUAUUAUCUUUAUUCUUAAGCCUCUCGGAUGGGGGCUGGAGAGAUGGCUUAGAGGUUAAGAGCACUGACUGUUCUAGAGGUGCUGAGUUCAAUUCCCAGCAACCACAUGAUGGCUCACAACCACCUGUAAUGAGUUUACAUUUAAAUAGGAAGGCAGAUGAGCCAGUGAAAUGGACUUGUGAUUGAGCAUAUAGCAAGGUGAUGCUACUCUUGCUAUGAGGAUGUCCAAGCAAAGCACAGCAUUCAUUUCAAAACUGUUUAUUCUGCAGCCAAAUUUGAAUGAUCUUGGCUGGGAACACAAUAUUUGGGUUGCCCCAAACUCUGUGUUCCAACAUGGAAAUGAGUACAUGAAGUUCUUAUGGUUACAAAACAAAAGAAAGUAAUAAAUCAAGGCCCUUUUCUGAUGCAUUAUUGGAAAUAUCAGGUAAAUCUCUCAAAUAGCAGGGAAAUCUCUGCCACAGUCUCUGACGCUGCAAUCUGAUGAGAUUCUUAGCUUUUGGGUUGGUGGAGGCUAGUAGUUAGUAUGAAGAAAAACCUCAUGUGAUAGUCACAAGGGCAUGAGGGCAGAUGCAGAGAUGGUAAUGAACAGUUAUCAAAGAGGCUAGAAAGCCCAAGAUAAUUUGGCUCUGUAUCUACAACAUUUCAACUCUCUACAAACAUGAAGUUGUAAUUAGUCAGUAUCAACCUUGUAGAAUCUUUAACAGAGCAGUGUCUGUUUGUCUUGAAAUUCAAAUUCAGAUAUGGUUAGAGAAUGCCUUUUAAAAAAACUUAAUUUUUUGAAGAUAAGGGGUUAGUGGCAAGGAAAUCAGUUUGUCAGAACAAUUAAUCAGUAUUUCAUUCCUUUGCCAUAGGGAAUGGUUCCAUCACCUGGGUCAUAUCAACCCAGUCUGGAUUUUUACAUAGGUUGGGAGCAAGCACAUUCAUGCAACUGUGCACCUAGGAAAAAUACUUACUUUAAAAGGAACCGUGACCCUGUCCUGUUUACUUCAGUUGACCUUCAGCACAAAAGUGGGCUGGUGAUCUCGCUUGACCACCUCACAGUUGCCCAGCACCAAUAACAAUGUAUACCCAUGGGCAAGAGUGCUGGGGCACAUCUUCAAGUCUUCAGUGGGCCACAUUUUGGAAUAAGGAUCUGCAGCGCUGGCAGGUCUGAGACUUGGUGUAGCUCAUUGCCUCUCAGAGGUCUAGGUGCCCGCCGACUUUCAUUGCUCCAAGAAACCUAGAGAAGAAACCUAGAAGGAACCCUUCCCAUUCUUAGCACCCGGAGAGCUCUGAUGGUCUGCCCAGCUCCUCAAGCCCCCAGUACACUGAACCCUUCCCGGCCGCGCCCCUGCUCUGACCGCUUGUGAAGCUCCUCGAGGUCCUGUCCCCUGCCCUGAACGCACACAGAGCCCCUAGAGGACCCCACCCCGGUUCUGACAGCACGUGGAGCUCCUCGAGAAACCGCUGCUCUGACAGCAUACCAAGCUUCUCAAUGUCCCUGCACAGGUUCUGACAGCGCUCUGAGCCCCUCAAGAAACGGCUUUCCGAACUCUGCACCGCCAUUCGCGCUUUCAGCGCCUGGAGCACCUUCUGGAACUACCUCCCGAGCUCCGCCUGGACACCCCUCUACAAUUGACAGUUGAGCACUACAAGCUCUAUUUUUCGAGCUCCGUCCCUCUCCCAGUCCUGCCUUGCUGGGAAGAAGCUCAGCGACCCGCCUCCCGGACUCCACUCCGCCCCCUGCACGGACGUGCCUUGGAGCACCCCGAGGUCCUUGUUCACGAUCUCCGCCCGGCCCUCUGCUCUGACAGGCAGUAGAGCACGUCCAGGCUGUGCCCUACAUCGCCCCCAGGUUCUGAUUGGCCGGAAAGUGCCUUGUGGCCCCGCCUCUCGUACGCCCCGCCCUCCGCUCGGAAAAUCCCGGAGCAUCUCGAGGCCCCGCCUCCUGGGCUCUGCUCCGCCCUCUUCUCUAAUUGCGCUCGGAGCACCUGGCAGGCGUGUCCGGUCCCAUAUCCCGCUAAGACAGCGUCCCAUGCACCUUGGAUCCACCCGGGACUGACUUCUGCGGGUACCAUGACAGCGCCCGUGUUCUUCGGUUGCGCCUUCAUCGCCUUCGGGCCCGCGCUCGCUCUCUACCUCUUCACCAUCGCCACCGACCCUUUGCGAGUCAUCUUCCUCAUCGCCGGUGCCUUCUUCUGGUUGGUGUCUCUGCUGCUUUCGUCUGUUUUCUGGUUCCUAGUGAGAGUCAUCACUGACAACAGAGAUGGACCAGUACAGAAUUACCUGCUCAUCUUUGGAGUGUUGCUCUCUGUCUGUAUCCAAGAGCUGUUCAGGCUCGCAUAUUAUAGGCUGUUAAAAAAAGCCAGCGAGGGUUUGAAAAGCAUAAACCCUGAGGAGACAGCACCUUCGAUGCGACUGUUGGCCUAUGUUUCUGGCUUGGGCUUUGGAAUCAUGAGUGGAGUGUUUUCCUUUGUGAACACCCUGUCUAAUGCCUUGGGGCCAGGCACAGUGGGCAUUCAUGGUGAUUCUCCUCAGUUCUUCCUUAAUUCAGUUCCAAUCUCAGCCUCUCCUGUGGACAUCAGUGCUGUCAGCCUCUCAAGUGAAUCCAUUCUCCGUGCAGCCAGCAAGUUAAUCUUCCCCGUUUGAAAGGUCUUGACUUUCUGAGGCCUACAGCAUCCAGUUCAGACCCUGAGACUCCAGCUCGGACUUAAGGGAAAGUGUGUUAAUAGGUCAUGCUUAAUGUUGCCUCCAACAGAGCAGCCUACCUUUGUAAAUAUUUCUAAACUGGGAUAUUUGACAUAAAAUUUAAAUGGUAAUAAUGUUAAGUUUGUAGUUUUAAUAGCUAAAGUCUGUUACUGCUUCGUUUUUUUAAAAUUAGAUAUAUUUCUUUAUUUACGUUUCAAAUGUUAUUCCCUUUCCCAGUUUCCUGGCCAUAAGCCCUCCCUCCCCUCCCCAUUCCCCUGCACUGGGGGUCAAACCUUGGCAGGACCAAGGGCUUCCCCUUCCCCUGGUGCUCCAACAUGGCUAUUCUCUGCUACAUAUGCGGUUGGAGCCCUGGGUCAGUCCAUGUGUAGUCUUUCGGUAGUGGUUUAGUCCCUGGAAGCUCUGGUUGGUUGUCAUUGUUGUUCUUAUGGGGUUGCAAGCCCCUUCAACUCUUUCAAUCCUUCCUCUAAUUCCCCCCAAAGGGGGUCCUGUUCUCAGUUAGGUGGUUUGCUUCUAGCAUUGACCUCUGUAUUGGACAUACUCUGAAUGUGUCUCUCAGGAGAGAUCUAUACUGCUUCAGUUUUGUGAAUAUUCUUUAAGUUUACAUAUACUGUUUAAAGAACUUUUAUCUUUCCAUCCUCCUGUAUUGCUGGCUUCUGUCCUCUAGAUGGUGCCAACUCCCUUCAGAAAACCAGCUGCUUUCAAGGCCUGCCUCAAAGGAGUGGCUUGGAAAAGUAGAUUAGUUCCUAAAAUGGUAAUCAGGAUAAGCGGGGGCGUGCGGGGUUGUUCAUUAGCAUCUCUAUCUAUGUCGGCUGUGUUAAUGAUGCACACACUGUAUGAUACCUGUAUACAUGGAUUUUAAUGUUACAGACAGCCCCAGUUUAUGGAGUGAACUUGUUAACCCUUUGCUCUCUGUGGAGCAGGCCAGCAGUAAGUUAGUCUCUGCCACUUUCCCGAAGUUCACUGGGGAGGGAAGGAAGUAUGGGAUUGGGGUUCAAGUCAUAUCCUAACUCAUUAAUUUAAUACUCGUGGACAAGUCCUUUCCAUUAUUUAACUACUAUUCUAUAAAUAAACAUGAACGGUUUCCCCACACCUUCUGCCCAGGAUGGAAUAAAACCAAACACUGUGGA